UGUUAAAACGGGUCGGGAGGCUGCUUUUCAUCCUCACAGGCGCGGCUCCUACCUAAUUCACCCAGGAACCCGCGUUAAGUCUCUUGCAGCAAAAACAAUGCAAACCUUCGUGGCACUUUAAAGACAAAUUAUGCCAGCCCACGUAUUUUACUCAGAAGUAAGCCCCACGGGAUUCAGUAGGAAUUUCUUCUAGAAUUUAAAACUGUAAAUUCAUGGUAAACGAUGACGUCUCCUCUUUCCUCUCUGGGGAAGAUUCGCAGGAUGCCACUCCAGUUGCAGACACCAGGAAAAAGGACAGCACCUUUCAAAGAGAGCAUUCAGAAUGAGGAUGAAGCAGCAAUGAUGGAUGAAAUCCUGGGGCCCAGAGCUCAGAUUCCAAUCAGCAGGCCUUCAUGCUCAGAUGGAACUGCAGAAAAACCAACGGCAUUGGGGUCUGCUCCCAACGAUAUGGAGCUGAUGGCCUCCAUGAUGCAGAAGAUUGCUUCCUUGGAACAGAGCAUCAAGAGCCAAGCACGGGCAAUAUACCACAAGGAUAAGAAGAUCGAGGAGCUUGAGGAGCAGAUAAAAGUCCUUAAGAAAGGGAAAGCUGAAUCUUCUUGGAUGAGCAGAGCAGAGGAACUGGAAGUGAUAUGCCUUAAGUUGCAGCAUCAGGUCUGGGAAAUGGAGCUGUUUCUGAAUGACUAUGGAUUGAUCUGGGUUGGAGAAGGGACAGACUCUUUGGGAGAAGUGGCGGCACAAAGUGAUGAAAGGAGUGAGCUGUCAAAGCGUUACUGGAAACCAGGUGAAUCCAUCGUUUCAGAAACCAAUUUUGAUUUAAUUUUUGCAAACCUGAAAGAUUUAAAUGCUUUGGCUGGGGAAGGCAUGUCCCAAAUCGAGCACACGGCAGGGGGUGCUAGGCUGAAGCAGCUGGACUCAAUCCCCCUCACCUUCUAUCAAAAUGGGAUUGUCAUGUUCAAAGGGCCUUUCCGGUCAUAUGAAGAACCUUCCACGCAGCAACUCCUACGAGAUAUCAUGGAUGGUUACUUCCCUUCUGAGCUGCAGAAGCGUUACCCAGAUGGUAUCCCAUUUCAGGUCACCGACAAGAGAGACACCGUAUUUCAGGAGAGGAAGCUGCUGCAUAAAAGUUUUCCGGGCCAGGGCCACGUCAUUGGCCUUGCCAGACCAAGCGGAUUAAAGGAGACAAAUGAGAUACCAGGUCCUAAGCUCACCAUGGAGCAGUUUUUGAAUAAGCUUCCAAAGUCACGGAUUCAAGAUGGGCAAGUGAUCGAUAUCCGAGGAGAAAUUAAAAAAACCCUCCAGGGCUCAGGUGGAAAAAGCCACGAAGUGAUUGUGGUGGAGACCCCUAGUAUUGCAGCAAUGAAGAAGAGGUUGGAAGGGAAUGAAAAAAAGAAGGCCUCCAACCCCAAUGUCGCAACUCUUCGGAUAAAGUCAGAGAAUGGGGAGAAGACCUAUAUCAUCAAGAUGCCAUUCACCGAGACCAUCGGAGACCUGCGCCAGCAUCUUGCCCAGAGCAGGGGAGAAGAAAUGGAACCUUACGAGAUCAUCAGCACUUUUCCUUAUCGAGUGUAUAACAACAACUUCAUGACGCUGGAGGAGUGUGGGCUGGUCCCCAAUGCCUCACUUCGGCUGCAGAAAAGGGCCCCGUCAACCAAAUCACAAGGGCAACAAGUGUAAUGGUUUACAGUGGAUGAUUCAUCAGGCUUGGCUGCCACUCAGCUAGGGAGUAGUGUGCCUUCUUCAGGAGAGCCUGUGCAAAAAUGACAUCCUCUAGUCAGAGGGAGAAACAGGGAAGGACUGACCUUUCCACUUACCCAAGCUCCAACCUUUGCGGCUAUUCUCAGCACUCCAGUCAAAGGAGAAAGCCGGGGUUGGGGUGUAGUUGGAAUACUGGGCAUAGACCCUCCCUUUGUUACCCAGCUUGAGUGGGGCUUAGCCCCAGGUCUAGGUUAUCAUUAGCCUCAAAUGGAUGAAGAAACUCUGGCCCUUGUAAAGCUCUCAUCAGAAACACCAGACCCUCACUCCAAGAAAGAUUGCACAGUUGGGCUACUGGUGCUAGCAUGAAGUUUCCCUUUUAUAAGCUGCUGCAUCACCAAAUGAGCGCCAAGUCCUAAACCAUGCACUGGUGCACACCAUGUGCUUGAUGGCACCCACCCUGUUCCUGUAGCCUACAAGGGCCUCAAAAAUGGGGUUUAUCAACUAGUUGGUGGGGUUAGGGGCACCUGGUAAUUCAUCUAAUGCAGGUGUGCAGAAACUUCAGCCCUUCAGAUGUUACUGAACUAUAAUUCCCCUCUUUCCCUGGCCAUGAGUUACACUUGCCGAGGCUGAUAGGAGUUAUGGUUCAGCAACAUCAGAAAGGCCUAUGGUUCUUCACUAGUUCUAAUGGGAAAGGGAGAUGAACAUUUUUUGCCUUUCUUGAAGCUGAAAAGGAUCUGCGUACCCAACCAUUGAACUUGGUGUGGCCACAAAGGCAACUCAGCCACAUAUUAGCUCCUCUUCCCCUGUGCAAGACAGGGAGUCCCAAUGUCAGCCAGCCCAUACCCAGUGUGUAAUGCCCCAAAGCUUAGUGAGAAGUGCCUCUCCCCCCCCCCCAUAGCGUGGAUGCAGUGCCAGAGCAGCCCAUCCCUUGUCUCUGGCAGGAGUGGGGAGUCUUUGUCCCCCUGGAUAUUGCUGAACUACAACUCCCACCAGCCCCAGUAAGUCUAGCCAGUGCGAGUUGUAGUUCAGUAAAUGCUGGAGGGACUAGGUUCCUCACACAUACACUCUGGCUACAGCCAAAGAUGGAUGUCCUGCAGUUAAAAACCAGCCAGUGUGUGGGAGAAAUUACCUUUAGCAGGUCUCUUUUGAGGCCACAACAAAACACAGUUAAUUUCUCUUCCUCUGGUGAGUUAUAUGCAAAGCUGACCACCUUAACAGCAACCCACCUUGUUCAAUACAAUGUCCCUUGUUAUUGUUUUCCUGUUUGCCCAAGGCUUGCAAUAUUAGGUAGUGAGUUCUCCCACCCCCUGACUGAUCUUUGUAGUUGUUCAGUAAAGAGGGCUUGACAGCCAUGUUUCAGGGUGUCCUUCCCUACUCCUUCUGGGAUGGAAUUUGCAUGUUUCAAUGAUCAGUCCAUGUCAAAACCUCCCUUCCUCCAGAAAAUUAGCUAGCCAGAGAAGGGUUUAAAAAUAAUUAUUAAGCCACAAUUCUGCUAAAAAGUGGUGUACUGAAUGGGCUCAGCCUUUUUUUUGACAAGGAGGAAGGACUCAAGCAUAUCCAAUUCCUCUUCUUCCCCACCUUCUAAUUGUGCCGAAGUUAUGAAGUUGUACUGUUCUGUGAAGACACCAGAUGCUUUUUCUGACCUGUUAAAUUGGUUCUUAGUGCUUACUAAUC
Molecule: messenger RNA, 3369 nt
Organism: Podarcis muralis (Common wall lizard)
Lineage: Eukaryota; Metazoa; Chordata; Lepidosauria; Squamata; Lacertidae
Gene: UBXN11
Product: UBX domain protein 11
Biological process (GO): proteasome-mediated ubiquitin-dependent protein catabolic process
Molecular function (GO): ubiquitin binding
Source: RefSeq, a predicted model, not a curated record